AUGGCAUCUUUAUUAUUAAAGAACAACUUGGGGUUGAUGAAAUGGCCAUUCUCUCUUUGUAAUUUCUCACUGGAGCACCGAAUUUCAAGAAUAAAAGUUUCAUUAUGUUUGGUACAAAAAGUCAACCGAAAAAGUACAGGUAUAUUGUCUCAUGUCUCAAAUAGCUUCCAACAACAUUUUGCAAGUGAAAUGAGACCUCAUAGACCUGUUAUGUCAAAGGAAGUGAUAGAAUAUCUUGCUCCAAAAGAGAAUCAAAUUUUCCUGGAUAUGACAUAUGGAGCUGGAGGCCAUUCAAGAAAAAUUCUGGAGAAGUCGCCCAAAGUCAAAGUCUUGUGCCUGGAUCGAGACCCUCUUGCCUGUGACCUUGCAAAGAAAUUACAAGAAGAAUAUCCUGGUAGAGUGAUCCCUUUACUUGGAAAAUUUAGUGAAUUACCUAAACUUCUUGCAAACAUUAAGGUGCCUAAAAAUAGCUUGAAUGGAGUGUUGAUAAAUGCCCAAUUCGACCACAUCACAGUGACUGAGGUUACAAACUACAUACAACAUAGGCACAUACUUCUCCCAGAGAACACCAUCAGACUAAACACACUCUCAGAGGACAAUCCCCUCUCCACACCAAUAAUACCAGAGGAAAUAGUAAACACAAUCAAACGCACCAAAAACACAGCACCAGGAGAAAGCAACAUAAGCAAAACAGUCAUUGAACACCUUCCACUGAGAAUGAUCAGCAGACUAUGCCAUAUCUUCAAUGCAGCACUGACAACAAACAUCAACACCUUUGAGCACCACUGGAAAACAAUCAUAAACAAAUUCAAACUUAUACCCAUAGCACAUAGAAAUUCACAACCAAUCACAGCCAACAACACCAAUAUUCCAUACACUCGCAUAGGAAACAUUCUCAGAUUUCACUUCACAACCACAGGCUUCACAUCACACAUCACACAAAGAAUCACACAAGCACACACAGCACUCAUCAAACUCAGACGCUUCUCAUGCUGCACACUACAAACAAAGCUAAGACUCUAUAAAACAUCUGUCAGACCUAUUCAUGAAUACACACCUGGCCCACUGAUAGCAAUAUCUAACUCACAAAAGCUCAAAAUGCAAUCUGUAAAGAACAAAGCUCUACUCUGGCUGCACAGCCAACAUCAUAGACACACGCACAAACCACACCUGGUGACCCAGAACAUGAACAUUCACACAAAACAUAACACCUCCUCCGAUAGCUAUGGCAACGGGUCAGUCAAGCUACCAGCUGCUCAGUCCCAAGGUGCACACAUCAUAACCCUCGAUCAGAGGCAGACUGGUACACGAGUUGUCUGCGAGAACAAGCAGCAACAACACCUAGAACAAGAUCACAAGCUCUGCAAACCAGCCAGGGUGUUGAUAUGCUAUCAGCCCAAAGAACAGCUACUUGCCAAGGACAUGUACUCCCCCCACCCUGACUUUAUCAAAGCCCCACUUUGGGUUCUGUUUUCCUCUUUAUCCAGAAAUUCUGGCCAGAUUACUGCUGCCAGCAUAUUGCAACACAUAGAUGAAGACAGUCUUUACAAAGUUCUGAAGUUUUAUGGAGAAGAAAAAAAUUCUCGAAAGAUUGCCCGGGCCUUGGUUGAAUCAAGAUAUAUGUUCAGGAAGCUAGAUACAACAAAAGAGUUAGCAGAGUUAGUAAUGUCUGUGGUUGGCCAAGAGUAUAGAUUAGACAAGUUGCAAAGGCCUUCUCACCCAGCCACGAAAACAUUUCAGGCACUUCGGAUCUUGGUCAAUAAUGAAUUAAAUGAACUUGAUUAUGGCCUAAGAUUAGCUCACUACUAUCUGCAACCAGGAGCAUCUCUUGUUGCAAUUUCUUUCCAUUCACUUGAAGACACAAUUAUAAAGCGACAUAUAACUGGUAUGGACAUCGAUAAAACACCAUUAUCUAUUGGCUCAGGUGUGGGAAAACACCGAAGUUCCUUGUCAACUUAUUCAGCAGUCGAGAUGGAAAAUAUGAUGAAGAAACCAUGGGCACCACUUGACAAGCAUGUAAUCUUACCCUCAGAAAGAGAAGUUCAGAAAAAUCCUCGAUCUCGGUCUGCAAAACUGAGGGCUGCUAGGAAAUGUUAAUACUACUAGGAACUUGAAAUUGGCCCAUAUUUUAAUAAAAUUGAUCAUGCUAAAGUGUUGCUUGUACUAAUCAGUGGUCCCUGAUUAUUCAUUGCUAAUUUUAUUGCCAAUUAUGUACAGAAUAAUUUGUAAUGGCAGUCUUGUAUUUGAAUAUGUAGUAUACAGGAUAUACCUUUUCCAUCACAUGGAUUAGGAAUUAAACUGAAAGUUGUAA
Molecule: messenger RNA, 2311 nt
Organism: Penaeus chinensis
Lineage: Eukaryota; Metazoa; Arthropoda; Malacostraca; Decapoda; Penaeidae
Exons: 10
Coding region: 1-2097 (698 amino acids)
Biological process (GO): rRNA base methylation
Molecular function (GO): rRNA (cytosine-N4-)-methyltransferase activity
Source: RefSeq, a predicted model, not a curated record